AUGGCUGGCGUCUAUGCGUUCCCUCUGCUCGUCGAGCUGGAAGACAACAACUUUCCGAAAUUAAAAAACAAAUUGGUUAAAUACUUUCAAAGUAAGAAAGCCAACGGUGGCGACUGUGAAGUUGACCAUGAAAAUGGGAGCGGGACAGCGACGCUGCGCUUCCGGAGAGAGGAGGAUCAGCGAAAUGUUUUGAAGAAGGAGACGCAUGAGAUCCAAGUGGAUACAAGCGUCCUGAGGAUGAAGGUCCGCUUACCCACGGAGGAGAAAAAAGCUCAGGAAGCUCCACCCAACACAGUCCAAAAGAAAUUACCCUCAGGUGCCACAGCUGAAGUUCUGAAGGAGGCAAAAGACGAUGAGGAGCUGUGCUCCAACUACGUUUUAGGAAAUAUUGCCAAGUUAAACCAAGAGUUUUUGGAGAUGCUUGUUGAGAAUAUUGUAAAGGAUGCUGACUCCAAAAACUACACUUUGGAAAUCAUUCCUUACACGUUCUCUGCUGUGGUCAGUUUCCCAAGAGAAAACACAGACUUUGUGAAGAAAUGUCUUGAAAACAGGACAUUCAAGAAUCAACAGUUAUCAGUCCGCCCUCUCGAAGUCACAACCCAAGUGUUGGCUGAAGACAUUAGUCUGGGUGAGGAUAUCCUCCGCAUGGUUUUUGAGAAUGCAGGCGGGACUGUGGAAAAAGUUGUGCUUAAUCAAGUGGAACAGUCUGCCAUCAUCACCUUUAAAGACCAUAAAGAUGUUCAGAAAAUCUUGAAGAAAAAGCAGCACUUUAAAGAUAAAGAGCUCAAAGUUUACCCUUUUUAUAAAUCUUUGGACACAGCUCUUUAUGGAAAAGACAAACCUUCACUGAAACUCCCUGACUGUGUGUCAGAAACUAUUGAUGAAAGUCUCCGGAGAUACUUAAGUCGCAGUCAGUCAGUGGCAGCAGCUAUUCACAAUGAAUUGGCUAAACACUUCUGUAAAGUAAACUUCAACCAGUCUCCUGUUUGCUUGAGCCCUGAAGCAUCUUUGCUACAACAAAAAGAGGCCAAAGCCAUCAUCAGAGAAUGGAACCAAACCGUGAAGUCAACCUUCGCUGAAGCCAUGUCAAAAUUCAAAUCUCUGACGUUUCAUCCAGAGUCAGAGGCGUGGCAAGAGUCUGAGGACAAGAUCAGACAGCUGUCAGAGAGGGAGGACGUGGCCGUGAUGCCUGAUAAAGCCAGUGGAGUUAUAUUAGUGGCUGGGCCUGUGGAUCAUGUCACCAGGCUUGAGAAAGCUUGUUCUGAAGUUUUGAAUGAGAUUGGCAGAAGGGUGCACAGAGAAAAGUCUAGUUUAACUGACGAAAUGAGAAUGUCACCAUCGACUUUCCACAUUCUGUAUCAAGACGGUCUUAAGGAGAAGCUGCUACGUGUUUACCCAGAACUUAAAAUGUCGUUCAUCAGGGACAGAUCAGUUCUUGCGAUAACUGGCUUAAAGGAUGAGAUUCUUGCAGCAAACAAAGUCAUAUAUGACGCUAUAUUAGCUUUAAAACGUCAGCAUUUAGAUUUACAUGAAUUUGUACUUGACUUGUUGAAAGAUGAAGAUCUAGAGGAGCUUUCUGAGGUUCUCCUCAUAUCUGAUGGGAUGAAUGCAGCAUUUGAGAAAACCCCACACAGUGUCCAGCUUCUGGCUGUGUCAGAUCGAGAUCUGAAGAAUGCAGGAGAGCACCUGAGGAAAAUGUUAAUAUCUGAGCCCAUUGAUGUUGAAGAUGAAAAAGUUCUGAAAAUGCCAGAGUGGAAGCGACUAGUGGACAAGUUUGAGUUUGAUAACAGUGGAACAUGGAGAAAAAUCAGAAUCCACACACCUGGUGAACAAGUUGUGGUGUGUGGCCACAGGCAGAGAGUCCAGCUGGUCACUAGUGAGUUGGAGGACUUUCUAUCACAGAAUGCCAGCAUUGAGGAGGUGGUUUCAGCUAAUUACAAAGCCAUAGCGGAAUACGUUCAACCUCGUAUCUCUAAGUUGGGGGAAGUGGUCAAACACGUGAAAGUGUCUUACACAGAGGAUUUAAUCUGCCUAAGUGGUUCUAGAGCUGAUGUUUCAAAGUGCAAGAGCCGGGUUGAGGACCUGGUGUGUUCUGUCGUCUUUGAAGAGGUUAAAGUGGUCAAGCCUGGAGUGAAGAAGCUCUUCAAGGAUAAAAAAGGCAUGUAUACUGACUUACUGCGAGGGGAGACUGGAUGCCUGGUUAAACUGGGUGAUGACGCUGAUGAUGGACAGGAUGACUUGGCCAACAGACCCAAGCCUGUGUACCAGCUCCAGACGCCCGAUGGAGUGGACAUAGCUGUUUGCAAGGCAGAUAUGUGCAGCUACCCAGUGCACGCGGUUGUUACUUCCUCGACUCAAAACUUAAAGCUUGAUGGUGGCCUUGCAGCAGCACUUCUAAAAGCUGCAGGUCCUCAGCUGCAGGAUCAGUGUAACAAGAUAUUUAACUCGAGGGGACAGCUCAGUCCUGGAGAAUGUGUCAUAACGGAUGCAGGAGGACAGCUGUGCUGCAAAAAAGUCAUCCAUGCAGUGGGACCCCUUUAUGAUUCCAAUAAGCAUCCAAAGGUUGUGGCACAGUUGAGAAAAGCUGUUCAAGGAAGCCUGGAACUUGCUGAACAGCACAACUGUGUCUCUGUGGCACUGCCGGCCAUCAGCAGGAGCCAGGGGUUUAAUCUCAGUGUUUGUGCAAGCACGAUUGUCAAAGCAGUAAAAGAGUUCUGUGAUGAGAAGUAUGAGGACAACUGCAUUAAAAGUAUCCAUUUUGUGAACAAUGAGGACACUGUGGUCCAGGCUAUGGAGGCCGCUGUGAGGCAGGAGUUUGGAAACCAUGGAGUCAAUCCCUCCCAGCAGGUCCCCCAGACCAAAGCCAUAAAGUCUCCCCUAAAACAAGCUGGAACAUCCAGCUCUGACCCAAACUGCUUGGGACAAGUGCAAACCAAGGAGGGCUUGGACCUCAUCCUGAUGAAAGGAAAUAUUGAGAAGGCAACGACGGAGGUGACCGUGAACUCUGUGGUUGGUAAAGAUCUUAACCUGAGCCAAGGAGCAGUUUCAGGUGCCAUCCUUCGUGAGGCUGGGCCCAGCCUUCAACAGCUGGUAACAGCCCAGAAUGCCACCGGUGCUGUUGGUGAAAUUAUUAUCACGGCUGGCGGCAACCUGAAGAGCAAGCAAGUCUUCCAUGCAGUUACUCCUCACUGGGACAAAGGAAAGGGAACAACUGAAAAGAUCUUAAGUGGGAUUUUUAAAGACUGCUUGAACAAAGCAGAGGACACUGGUCUCACUUCCUUGUCCUUUCCCGCCAUCGGCACUGGAAACCUGGGUUUCCCUAAAGACCGUGUAGCCACUUUGAUGUUGGAUAGAAUUUUAACAUUUAGCAGUAAGAAACCUAAACAUUUGAAAAAGGUGAUGAUUGUCCUUUACUCUGGAGACGCAAAUACCAUCCAGGUUUUCAGUGAUGAGUUUAAGAAGAGGUUCCCCACUGCCACUGCUGCUAAAACGGCUCCAAAUCCUCCACAAAGUCAAGGUCCCUUCUCUAAAGUUGUCUCGACCUCAGGAAUGCAUGAGACCAAACUGGGAAAUGUGGCCAUACAGGUUGUCACAGGAGACAUAACCAAGGAGAACACUGAUGUCAUCGUCAACUCCUCCAAUGAAAGCUUCUCUCUUAAGUCAGGUGUAUCUAAAGCUAUUCUGGAUGCGGCUGGACAGGCGGUUGAAGCAGAAUGCCAAACACUAAUCACUGCUCAGCCCAACCAAGGCAUGAUAAUGACCCAGCCAGGUAUCCUCAAGUGUAAGAAGAUCCUCCAUCUGGCUGGACAGACGGACCCAUUAAAAAUAAAAAAGGUUGUCAAAGAUGCCCUUCAGAUGUGUGUGAAACACAGCUACACCUCGGUGUCUUUCCCAGCCAUUGGCACAGGUCAGGGGAGUGUGCAGGCUGGGCAGGUGGCAGAUGCCAUGUUGGAUGCAGCGAUUGAAGUGCUGACCCAAAACACUUCAAGCUCACUGAAAACAGUUCGGAUAGUCAUUUUCCAACCACCUAUGCUGAACGACUUCUACAACAGUAUGGACCAAAGAGUGCAAACAGACAAAACUGAUGCCAAGGGGAAAAAGGGGCUGUUGGCAAGCUUUGGCUCUGCAUUCAUGUCAUUAUUUACUGGUGGAGCUGCCCCACCUCAGGAUGGAGAAGACUUUAUAAUAGAGGCACUAAAAGUAGACCCUGCUUGCUUCCACAUUUGUGGCGACACACAGACUAAUGUAGAUUUAGUCAAGACGCGGAUAAACGAGCUGAUAUCCAGUGAGAUAAACGCCACCACCAUUUCAGAAAAGGCCAUCCUCCACUUUUCUGACGCAGACUACAACAAAAUAGCUGAUAUCCAGAGGAACCUGGGCGUGAGCAUAAGAACCAAAAGCAAGAAUGGUGAUGCCUCCAUCACCAUUGAAGGACUCAGCAAAGAUGUGCUCAAAGCCUCCACCCAAAUUCAUAAAAUGAUGUGGGAGGCCAAAAACAAGGAGGAGCUGCAGAAGAAGAUUGAGAUGACGAGCUCACUUGUAGAUUGGCAGUACCAGCCGCAAGGGCUUCAGUAUGAGCAUUUUGAUGAAACAGACAAUUAUCACCUGGAGCAAGCGAUGAACGACAAGAAAAAGACUGUAACAGUUAAAAUCAAGGGACAGAACUACACUGUCACCAUGUCAAAGAACCAGGCCACCAACAGCCAGGGACAAACCGUGCAGAUAAAGAGGGUCAACAAACUCCAAGCUGAGGACAUACCUGAACACUGGGAUCCAAUGCCAGACACCGAUAUUUGUAAGGUCGUCCCCAUCAAUGCAGGAACACAAGAGUACAACGAAGUUGUUAAUCUGUUCAAGGCCACGUGUCCCCGAACUGUUAUUAAGGUUGAGAGGAUACAGAACCGUGGGAUGUGGAAAGGGCUGCUGGUCAAGAAGUACGACAUGGAGCAGAGGAACGGCCAUUUGAACAAUAUGAGGCGUCUGUUCCACGGCACCUGUCACACCACUGUGGACUGGAUCAACAAAUAUGGCUUCAACAGGAGUUACGCAGGAAAGAAUGCUGCAUGUUAUGGCAAUGGCACAUACUUUGCUGUCAAUGCCAAUUACUCUGCUGCUGACACCUACUCCAAGCCAAAACCUAGUGGGGAGAAAUACAUGUACCUCUGCCAAGUGUUGACGGGGGAAUUUACUACUGGAAGCGCAGGCCUGAGUGCACCACCAGAGAAGACCCCUGGCUCCUUUCAGCUUUACGACAGUGUUGUGGACAGACUGCCGACACCCAGCAUGUUUAUUAUUUUCCAUGAUGCUCAGGCUUAUCCUGAAUAUUUGAUUACAUUCAAGUGAUGCGACAAUGCAUGGACGAAAAGUCAAAAGCCUUUCACCUUACACUGUCUAAUAAUAAUCACUAAUGAUCGUUAAUCAAAAAGAAUAAAGACUUAUUUCCUUGUUUAUAUACUGUAGUGCCUUGAAAAUCUCUCAGUGAAAAUGCUAUUAUUAUUAUAAAUCACGCAAGCAAAAACCAGUGAAUGAGUGAAACCUAAAAGUAGGAUUACUGUGAUAGUUUUCUUAUAUAUUAUGCGUAUUGUAACACAAUACACAGUUUUUGUCUGUGGAGAGGCUCAUGGAAAGUACCUGCUCCGAUCCAAGGCUUAUCUGUGGUGUACUGGGUGUGAUACAUCAGGUUUUCAAACACUUCUGGUCUUAAAAAGAAAAAGUGAAAGUUAACUGCUGUUCCAGUAAACAAUCCUGUUCAAAUAAAAGCUGCAAUCACCCAAAAAUGA
Betta splendens (Siamese fighting fish) is the source of this 5780-nucleotide messenger RNA. RefSeq names its product poly(ADP-ribose) polymerase family member 14-related sequence 1 (gene parp14rs1). The transcript is spliced from 17 exons. Gene Ontology annotation, molecular function: NAD+ poly-ADP-ribosyltransferase activity; transcription corepressor activity. Bases 1 to 5343 code for a protein of 1780 amino acids. The record is from RefSeq and is a predicted model, not a curated record. Gene Ontology annotation, biological process: negative regulation of gene expression. NCBI's taxonomy places the organism in Eukaryota, Metazoa, Chordata, Actinopteri, Anabantiformes, Osphronemidae. Gene Ontology annotation, cellular component: nucleus; cytoplasm.